This is a messenger RNA of Ostertagia ostertagi, 471 nucleotides long. The record is from the annotation of a GenBank genome assembly. Lineage: Eukaryota; Metazoa; Nematoda; Chromadorea; Rhabditida; Trichostrongylidae.
GUCAUCACCUACAAAUUGAUCACGCCAUCCGUCGUUUCUGAGCGUCUGAAGGUUCGAGCGUCUCUCGCCAAGGCAGGACUUCGGGAACUUCAAGCAAAGGGGCUUGUCAAAUGCAUCGUACACCAUGGAGGCCAAAUUGUUUACACUCGAGCCACCAAGGAGGCCGAUAUGUUUGUGUUCCGAGUUCUCAAUGCAGUUCCAUACAGUAAUGAGCAAGGUGCAAAGGAUGUGAUCGCCAGUCUACAUUCUUUCUUGACUUGUAAUCUGUUAGUUGGUCUAGCAGUGUUGGUAUCAUGGAAGCAAUUCGGAGGGAAACCCAUUGAAUGUAUGGUACCGACGGAUUUUACGAGUGCAUGGGUUCAGGUGAGCAUAAUCUUCUGCGGGGUUGAGCUGUGUGAUCAACAGAGGUGGGAACGAGUGUUUGGUGCUUUUCCCUUAGAUCGCGUUGGGCUUUGUUUUCUGAAAAAAUAG